UCAUCCGUCAUGUCCUCAUACCUCUGGUUUCUUUCCAACUAUUUUCAUCGGUCAGCGCAGUCUGUAGAAGCACCCUUUUAUGCAUCAGUAUUCAUUCAUUCCUUAGUUAACAUUUUCUCACGGCCGGCCUUGACCUCCCUUGUCUGUUGCUUGCCGAUCACCAUCUCUUCCGUCCCCGAUAUCCUCCAUUAUGCCAUCCAGCCACACCUCCUCUAUGGAUAACAAUACCGGGAGCGAAGGCGGCUGGUCUGCUGGUCGUCCCCCGCACAACGAGAAGCCCUCGAGAGACGCCCGACUCGAUACAUUCAGAGAUGACAAGGACUACAAACUCGCCCACCAGGUUUACUACGGCGAACAGAGGCCACAGACUCUCGAGGCCAUGCUUGGCAAGCACUUGACCAAUCUGCCACGACCUACUACGAAUGGGCAUUGACGCCCCCAGAGUCCCGAUGAUACCCAUCUUCUGCCACCGCAGCCGUGUAUAUACACACCCACUCCUCUCCUGAACGACACUGUACCAAUAGAGUCU
This is a messenger RNA of Colletotrichum destructivum, 529 nucleotides long. RefSeq lists its product as uncharacterized. The record is from RefSeq and is a predicted model, not a curated record. The transcript has 2 exons. Bases 191 to 433 code for a protein of 80 amino acids. Lineage: Eukaryota; Fungi; Ascomycota; Sordariomycetes; Glomerellales; Glomerellaceae.